CGGCUUUUACGCUUCUUGGAUUUUAUACUGGAGGUUUCUCUUGCCAAACCACGCAUUUUUUGACUCACGGCUCGCAAAUCGGAUAGUGCAGAAGCUAUUGUGCGCAACUUCGUGAACGGGGUAAUAUUGAUUAGACAGACGCAGGCUGAUCCACUCUCAGGUGUGUGUAUAUGCUAAAAUGGCAACCCACACCCCAAACCUAGAAUGCCGCAUGUAUGAAGCAAGAUACCCUGAGGUGGACAUGGCAGUGAUGAUUCAGGUGAAGAAUAUAGCUGAUAUGGGUGCUUAUGUCUCACUGCUGGAGUACAACAACAUUGAGGGUCUUAUUCUCUUCUCAGAGCUCUCUCGCCGACGAAUUCGUAGUGUGAGCAGCCUUAUCAAGGUGGGUCGAAUUGAGCCUGUCAUGGUCUUGCGUGUUGACAAAGAGAAUGGAUACAUUGAUUUGAGCAAGAGGAGGGUUAGUGAGGAAGAUAUUCAGGCUUGUGAGGAGCGAUACAACAAGAGCAAGCUUGUGCAUUCAAUCAUGCGGCACGUUGCAGAGACCAUGGGCAUUGACUUAGAGGAGUUGUAUGUAAACAUUUGCUGGCCUUUAUAUCGGAAAUAUGGUCAUGCUUUUGAGGCUUUCAAGAUCAUUGUUACAGAUCCUGAUUCAGUCUUAAACACCCUCACCCGUGAAGUUAAAGAAGUUGGGCCUGAUGGACAAGAGGUGAUCAAAGUUGUUCCUGCCAUAUCAGAAGAAGUGAAAGAUGCAUUAGUUAAGAAUAUUCGAAGGAGAAUGACACCACAGCCCCUGAAGAUUCGAGCUGAUAUUGAAAUGAAGUGUUUUCAAUUUGAUGGUGUCCUGCACAUUAAGGAGGCAAUGCGGAAGGCCGAGGCAGCAGGCAAUAAUGAUUGCCCUGUAAAAAUCAAACUGGUUGCACCUCCUCUUUAUGUUCUUACUACUCAAACUCUUGACAAGGAUCAAGGAAUAACAAUUUUGAAUAAAGCAAUUGCAUCAUGCACCGAGUCAAUAGAGCACCACAAGGGUAAAUUGACUGUCAAGGAGCCACCUCGAGCAGUGAGCGAACGGGAUGAUAAAUUACUUGCCGAGCACAUGGCUAAGCUAAGAAAUGAUAAUGAAGAAGUUAGUGGCGAUGAAGAUAGUGAAGAAGAGGAAGACACGGGAAUGGGAGAAGUGGAUGUAGAUGGUGCUGGGCUAAUUGAAUGAAUGUUGAAAACUUCAGAGGAUUGUUGUUCUAAUUUGAGUGUUCUUCUUGACGAGCAUUUUACUCCAAUUUGUUUUGUAUUUUGAGACAAACUUUUUUGCAGUUGUAUACAUAUGCUGUUUAGCCAUUCACCCUUUUAACAUAGAAGUCUAUUUUUUACCAUUGAUGUGGGUCAGCGGUAACUUUCGCUUAUUAGUUAAACUAGAUGUGCGCCAAUUAUUGAA
Carica papaya (papaya) is the source of this 1429-nucleotide messenger RNA. Its product is annotated as eukaryotic translation initiation factor 2 subunit alpha homolog. NCBI's taxonomy places the organism in Eukaryota, Viridiplantae, Streptophyta, Magnoliopsida, Brassicales, Caricaceae. Gene Ontology annotation, molecular function: translation initiation factor activity; ribosome binding; RNA binding. Gene Ontology annotation, cellular component: eukaryotic translation initiation factor 2 complex; eukaryotic 48S preinitiation complex. The record is from RefSeq and is a predicted model, not a curated record. Gene Ontology annotation, biological process: translational initiation.